AGUUCUCUGCGGGUGAAGAAGGAAAGACCUUCCAAGUUUAAGAGCUUUUUCCCCCGUGCUGGUCUCCGUUUUUCAUCCGUCCACCCAGAAGAAAAACAGCAAGGAGAUGAGCAUAUGAGCUGCUGAAUGCCAUUUUUCAUCAAUUAAAUCAGUUUGUAUGCAUGCGCGCUCUUAAUUGCCAGCUGGUGGAGCGCGCGCUGAGACGCACGGGCGCGAGGCAGCAGUUCCAAGGCUGUUAAAGCUCUCGCGCGCAGAGCCAAAAGUUUCUCUGACUGACUUCAGGUGUCUCGCGGAGCGCAGGGGAGCCACGAGGGAAUUACUGGCCGCCAUAUCGGUAGCUUCAGACGCAACAUGAUGGAUCGAUGGAGUCCAGUGCGCGAGACAUGGCUGCUGUUGCUGCUCGUGUCGGUGUUUUACACCUCAAGGGCAGCCAAUCCUAUUGAUGUCUUGAAGGUCCUGGAGCUGUCAGAGGACAUGGAGGGCGUGUCACUGGAGUCAGGACUGUGCACCGGCAGGCAGGGAGGAGAGGAGACAGACCUCUCAUUUAAGAUCGACAAGAAGAUUCAACUGAGCGCCCCUACCAGUCAACUCUUCCCUGAUUCACCAUUCCCCAUGAACUUCUCAGUGAUGACAACAGUCAGAGCUGCGAAAGGCUCACAGGUCUUUCUCCUCUCCUUGUACGACUCGCAGGGCACACAGCAGCUGGGUUUAGAAGUCGGCCGUUCUCCUGUCUUCCUGUACGAGAACCACGAGGGUCAGCCACCUCCAGAACUUUAUCCCACCUUUCGAAAGGUCAACCUGGCUGAUGGCAAGUGGCACAGAGUAGCUUACAGUGUGGAGGGCCAGUCAGUGACUCUCUACCUGGACUGUGUCAAACUGGACACCCUGGACUUGCUCAGAGGUCACCACCCCCACGUCAGCACCGAGGGGGUCACUGUGUUUGGAACUCGACUACUGGAUGAAGACGUGUUUGAGGGAGAGAUCCAGCAGCUGCUGAUUGUCGAUGACCCCAGGGCAGCAGAGACGUACUGUCAGGACUACAUCCCAGACUGUUAUGCACCUUUGCCUUACAACAGCAUACUAGUAGAAGCUGAAGAGGGUCCUGCUGGGAAGGAUGGACUUCCAGGUCACCCAGGUCAAAGAGGAGAACCGGGCUUCCAAGGGAAGACGGGACCUCCAGGACCAUCAGGUGUUGUGGGGCCACAGGGAAAAUCAGGUGAAUCUGGUCCAACAGGGGACCGAGGUCACCCAGGAGCACCAGGUGUACCUGGAGAGCAUGGUUUACCUGGGGCGGCUGGGAAGGAAGGAGGAAAAGGUGAUCCAGGUUUACCAGGGACAUUUGGAAAGAAUGGUCCUCCAGGACUGAAAGGGUUCAGGGGGAGCAGAGGAGCCCCUGGAAUUAUGGGACCACCUGGGCUGAAAGGAGGGUCUGGACCUCCUGGAUCACCAGGAGCCAUAGGGUCGACAGGUGAGAGGGGCCCUCCGGGAUCAGCAGGUGCCAUCGGACAGCCUGGUCGGGCCGGAUCAAUCGGAGGACCUGGACCAAUGGGAGAGAAGGGCGAGCCUGGAGAGAAAGGUCCGAUCGGACCAGCGGGUCAGGAUGGAGAACAAGGACCUGUAGGGAUGCCUGGGGCUACGGGCCCUACAGGACCUCCAGGAGACGAUGGGGAUAAGGGAGAGCAGGGAGAAUCAGGGCAGAAAGGCAGCAAAGGAGACAAAGGGGAAGCAGGUCCUCCAGGUCCCACUGGCACUCAAGGUGUAGUUGGUCAGCCAGGACUUCCGGGUGUAGAUGGACUGCGGGGGCCCCGGGGCCAGCAGGGCAUGUACGGUCCAAAAGGAGAUGAAGGACUCCGUGGCUUCAAGGGUUCUAGAGGACCAAUAGGAUUACAGGGCAUGCCUGGGCUACCAGGAGAGAAGGGUGAGAGUGGACAUGUGGGGCUAAUGGGUCCACCUGGUCAACAAGGCCCCACUGGUCCUCAAGGACCUAUUGGGGGACUGGGUCCAACUGGUCGAGUUGGGAUGAUAGGACAGCCAGGUAUUGUUGGAGAGAAGGGGGAGGAUGGUGAGGCAGGUGACCCUGGAGCAGUUGGUGUUCCAGGAAGGCCAGGAGAAAAAGGAGACCAGGGGGAGAAGGGAGAUACGGGCCCUCCAGGAGCAGCUGGUCCUCCAGGUGCCAGGGGCACCACAGGAGAGGAUGGUGCUAAAGGCAACUCUGGUCCUCCUGGUCUCACCGGGGACCUCGGACAGCAGGGGGAGGCGGGACCCAAUGGGGUGGACGGUCUGCCUGGAACUAAAGGAGACACAGGAGAUCCUGGGAAAUCUGGACCACCAGGAGCAACAGGGGAACCUGGACCAUCUGGACCUCCAGGACGAAGGGGCCAUUUGGGGAAACCAGGCAAGGAAGGAAAGGCAGGCUUGAAAGGAACAAAGGGUGCACCCGGUUUGGAGGGUCCUAUAGGGAAGACAGGGCCUGUAGGUGCCCAGGGACAUCCUGGGAAGCCUGGCCCCCAAGGCUUAAGAGGGAUCCCUGGCCCUGCAGGUGAGCAAGGUUUAAAUGGACCACCUGGCCAGACAGGACCACCAGGUCCCAUGGGUCCACCAGGAUUACCAGGUCUAAAGGGAGACCACGGCAAGAAGGGAGACAAGGGUCACGGCGGUCUAAUAGGUCUGAUAGGGCCGCCAGGAGACAUCGGGGAGAAGGGAGACAGAGGGCUGCCAGGAAACCAGGGACUGCCAGGUCCGAAAGGAGAUGAGGGUCCAGUUGGUCCAGCAGGUCCCCCCGGCCCCCCUGGCCCCACGGGUCUGUCUGGUGCCAUUGGUAUAAAGGGCUCUAAAGGAAACCAGGGUCCAAUAGGUCCCAGAGGAGACACUGGGCCCGCAGGACCUCCAGGACCACCAGGACAGCCAGCAGCUGGGAUGUCCCCUCUGCCAGAGCGAGGACGGAGAAGGAGAGCCCACUCCUUGGUGGAUGGUGCUGCAUUUGAAGAGGAGGAGGAGGCGGAGGCGAUGGAUGGGGGAGAGGAGGAAUGGAUGCAGAGAGACCAAGCGGAGCAGGAUGGUUGGAUGAAGGAGAAGCAGGGCCAAGGCAUGGAGGAAGUGUUUGCGUCUCUGUCCUCUAUGAAAGUGGAGGUGGACGGUCUGCGUAACCCACUAGGGACAUACCACAGCCCUGCGCGCACCUGCAAGGAGCUUUGGUUCCUCCACCCACAGCUCCCUGAUGGUGAGUACUGGAUAGAUCCCAACCAGGGUUGCCAUAGAGACUCCUUCAAGGUGUUUUGUAACUUCACUGCACAUGGAGAGACGUGUCUGUACCCUGACAAGAAGUUCCAGUCGGUGAAGUUAGCAGCCUGGAAAGGGGAGAAGUCCGGCACCUGGUACAGUAAAUUCAGGAAAGGACGGCAGAUUACCUACAGCGGGUCAGACGACAUUCCAGUCCACGUGGUCCAGUUGACCUUCCUGCAGCUGUUGAGUGCGACAGCCAAGCAGACCUUCACCUACCACUGCCUCAACUCUGCCGCCUGGCUGCAUGCCGCCACCCACAGCCACGAGCAUGCACUGCGCUUCAGAGGCGCCAACGGGGAGGAGCUGACACACGAGAACACACAUUACAUCACUGCACUGUAUGACGGGUGUCAGACGCGCUCAGGGCAGGAGAGGACGGUGUUGGAAUUUGACGCUCCACUGUCCAACACGCUCCCCAUCAUUGACGUGGCUGUGCCUGAUUUUGGGAAGGGGAACCAGAAAUUUGGUUUCCAAGUCGGCCCGGUCUGCUACAACGGUUAACCAUGCCGGGAGAUUUACAACAAGAAUAAUUUAAUAGGAAAAAGAGCCAUGGACACUUUUUACAUGCAGGGAGAAAACUACAUUCAAGACUUACCUGGUGCCACAUAUUUAUAAGUUGAUUUACCUACAACAGUGUUCUUCAUCCACACAUUCACUUUUUUUAUACAGACAUUCAUUCACUCUCUUUAGUUCACCUUAGUCAUCUCAUACAUUCACUGUGUUUUCAGGAGCAGUGCAUAUUGACUGUCAACCACAUCCUCACUUACACAUUUUGUUUUCCUGUCAUUCCUCUUUGAAGGAGUGAGUGGUGCUCUCACUGUCCCAUCCAUGUCUGCUCAUACAUUCAUUGAUCUAUGCACUCAAUAAUAACAUAUUCAUAACCAUACACAAGUCUCCAGACAUUAUGAGUCAUGUUCAGAAACACCAUAUUUUAGCAACAUUCACCCACCAUGUGGUUCUGCAAUGUCAUCAUACCUCAAUUUUCUGUGUUGUUUUUGUUUGUUGUUGUCAUUGUUGUUAUAAUUAUCUGUUAUGUGAUGUAUAUUGGAGUGUAAUUCAUCACGGUGCUAUUAUGUGGCUCCCUGUGGAGUACAUUUCUUUGUAAAAGGGAACUGGGGCAGUGCAUUUUUUUAUAUAUAUAUUGUGAAGCUGUGUUUUAUAUUUUUUCAACAUAACAAAACCAAACUGUGGUACAUGAUUGCCUCGAGGUCUUUCUGUGCAUAGUUGUGUGGGGAAGUGACUGAGUAACAUAUUUUAAUAAAAGUACAUAAUGUACAUUUAAGUUAAUAUGAUGACAUUAAGUUUUAUUGAAUGCAUUUGUGAAGCAGUGCCAACAGAGAAAAGGUUUGAGGAGCAGAGAGAGAGACACCAUCUGCUGCUCUCCAACCAGGGAAUUCAUUCAGUGAGCUCUUUUUAGGUCCGCACUCUAGUCUGUUUCUACUAAUACACACACUGCACUUCUCUUACUGUUGUGACAUAUGGUCGCAUGAUGGCUACAUACAGUGUAAGGGCAUGGGCACACAUGAGCAAAAUGAACACUGGUGAAUAUUUGCCUCCAUUCAGUGUGAGCGAAGGAAAGAAGAAAACAUUUGUUCUCAUUCAUAGCAUUUGUUUCGAUGUCUCACUAUGGGAUACGCCUCCCUACAUAUAAGACCAUCUUCAUCAGCUGGCAUGCUAACUGAUAUAAACCUUACCAUGACGGGUAGACUGUGUGACAUUCCAGUCUAUGGUGAAGACCAGACGGUUGAAGUGUAUUGGAGGCAGGUAGCACCCGGCGAUGGAGCUGUUAGCUUAUGGCUUGGAAAGUGGACAGUGAAGCUAGCUAGGCUAUGUUAUAGAUUGAGAUAUGCUCCGAAGCGUGAAGAGGUGUUUGAAUAAUGCUGUGUUGUAGCGCAGGCAAUUUAAUGCUAGGUGGAUACACUUGUUGCUGACGUUGCAAUCACCAGCCAAUCAGGUCUGGCUUAAUGAGAUAAAUGCUUUUGAGAAAUAUGCAGGGAGGCGUAUCCCAUAGUGAGACAUCUCACUCAUGCUACUCUCAGAACCGGGGUUACACAAGUAACCUAAAGUUUCUGGUGGCAAAGCAACACAUGAUCACAUGGCAUGGAGUUCAUCUGUGGUGAACUUUAGGAAGUCGCAGCCUCAAUCAGUAACAAAGAAAUAUGUGUGGAGAAGAUAACAAUUGUUGCUUUGUUUAAACAGCUGAUAGUGUAUGAUAAAUUGAUAAUAGUCACAAAAAAAUACAAACUGCCCCACAUGAGAGUGUGCUCACUGCCUCACUGGUAGUGAGCUGGCAGACAGGAUAGAACGUAAGAAAAUGGAAAUGUACUAAUAACAUCAUAUUACAGAGUGUUUAUUAGCAAGCUAGCCAGCAUCAGCAAACAAGUUGGCUUUCCAUUUCCAUCACAUCAGUCACUGCCCACAUUCAACAUGAAUAUUGCCUCGGCAGGCGAUGGUCACUUGCCUGUAUUCGCUCAUGUGUGACUGUACCCUAAUGCAUGUCUGUUAAAAACAAUUUUUAGGAACGGCAAUGUCAGUCAGUCCACUUACUUUAAAAUAUUUCAACAACUAUUGUGAAGAUUGCCAUGAAAUUUCCGUCAGACAUUCGUGGUCCCCGAAUUGUUGAGAAGAAAUCUUGGCUUGGGGGAAGGUAUCAAGUGUUUUCAAGCCAAAAAGGCUCAAAUCCAAGUGAAGUCACGAGUCAUUUGUGUUUAAGUCCAAGUCAAAUUGCAACUCUUUUUCGAUUUUGUCAAGUCAAGUCUAAACUCACCAAAUUUGUGACUCGAGUCCAGGUCAUGUGACUCAAAACCUGGGAUUCUGAUCCAGAUUAAAUUUUUUUUGGCCCUGGAAGAAGCAUACCAAUUUAAGUGAUCCCUCUUUCUUAAAGUGUCAGCAUGAGGUUGAGAUGUUUGUAUUUUAGUUAAAUGUCUCAACAGCUAUUUCAUGGAUUGUUAUCAACAAGUGUUCGUGGUGCAGAGAUGGUUGAUCCUAAUGACUUCCUCUGACCACAAACAAGUUGAUAAUGUUUUUUUAAGUAAAAUGUCUCGACAGCUAUUUGGAAGAUUUCAGUUAAAUUUGAUACAGGCAUUAACAUUCUCAGGAUGAACUGUAAAAACCGAUAAUCUCUUGGAUGUUUUCAUCCAGCACAGCUUUGCCUUAGUAAAACCUCACAGAGCCUCAAUGGCUGUAAACUUGUCCUGUCAGAUCUGCAUUUGAUUUAUUGUUUCUGCUAUUCCUAUAGCAUUUUUAAGAUGGUUUUGGGGUAUUUGAUGACCAUAUAAAAGCAUAUCAAUAAAAAGAUGGAGUAAUAUGA
Messenger RNA from Epinephelus lanceolatus (giant grouper), 6592 nucleotides. Lineage: Eukaryota; Metazoa; Chordata; Actinopteri; Perciformes; Serranidae. The record is from RefSeq and is a predicted model, not a curated record.